CAGAUUCCCCCCAGAGAAACACCAGCCAUGUAGUAAAUACAUGUAAUCAUGGCACUCUGAUAGCAGCUUUUUCUCUCUGGCCAUUAAUUCUCCUCCCUGGGACCUGCAGCAAAUCCUAUGAGCUGCCUUUAUUUGAUAAUCAACAUGGCAUAAAAAGCUUUCUCCUUUCCCUCCUCAAAAUGUAAAUAUUUUUAACUUCAAAAAUACCCUGGCCCAUGGACAGAUGUCACUGGUUAUGUCCUUAUCUCAAGCCAAUGAGGAGGUUCCUGUUUUCCAUGGAAAAUUCAUGGAGCAGGAGGGCUCACUGCUGCAUGGGAGGCAGCAGCACCCACCUCAGGCACAGCCUGUGCCUUCCUCAUGGCACACACCACAAACCACCAACAGAAACCUUCCCUUUCCCCUCUCCAGGAAAAAAUAGAGGAUAUAUCAGGAGAAAGCAAAAUGCAGCAGAGCCUUUCAAACCAAACCAACUUCUCCCUGAAAACUGGCAUUUCUAGAAAAGCAGGAGCUCCCUGUAGAUGCUUUCAGUGUGCUGGAAACUCCUUGUGGCACGAUGAGAGUGAGGCUGGCACAGGAGGGAAUCUGGAAGUUCUCAGCCCCUGGGCAGCCAGGCCAGGAGCAGCCACCCCAUCACUGAGAGAGAAAAGGAGGCUCCAGUGGUUUGUGCAGCCCGGCAGGAAGGGCAGUGCCAGCAGCCCCCAAGGCAGCAACCUCCACAUGCUCAGCUGUAGAGGCUCCAGCUCAGAGCUGCCAGGGAAGAAACGUCUGAGCUCCACAUCAGCUCCACCAGAGUGUCCACACCAAGGUCAGCUCAGGUCCCAGCCUGGCCUGGGCUGCACCACUGGAACUGGCCAUCAUCCCCAGAUGCCAGCCAUCACAUCACCUCUUUGGAGCUGGAGAGGAACCGGGACAAAAGCACACCUGGAGGAGCAACAAGGCCAGGACAUACAGGGAAAUCACUCUGGAUGGCAGGCAGGAGCAGAGUGAAGAGGGUUUGGGCAGAUUUUGGUGGAGGACCUGGGUGACACCAGUUUUAGGAUUCAGCUUUGCCAAUGAAUAGUUCAGGAGAGCAGACUGCCCCACCUGGGACAUGAGGGAGAAGGGACAGCAGGAACAAGGCUGCACCCCAGGUGGGCAGCUGGGGAGGAAAGGGUGCUCCAGACCAGGCAGGAGCUGUGGGGCUCAGUGACAGGUGACAGAAGGGUGCUAAAGGCCAACAGGCAGAUGGUGAAACUGUGAUUAGAAAGUCACUCCAGCCAUAAAUCUCAGGGACCUGAAAUGGAGAUGGGCAAGCCCCAGAUGGCUUGGAAAUCUGCUUGGCACAGUCCAGCAUGGCUCAGCAUGCAUCUGGCUCUCCUUUCUCCUCCUUCUCCUCCUCCUCACCAGGUUUAACCACCUCCAGCCAGCUCCUCACAGCCAGAGCUGAACCCUGAAACAAAAAUUCCUCUAAUGCAUGGACUAAAGAGCAAAACCUGGGCCCCAACAACAUUGUCAUCCAUCCUGGCAGGGGUCUCUGGCAUUGCUGGGGGUUACAUGCACAUGCCAUCCCUGGUGCUCCUGUCUUGGCAAGAAUGCUGUGGCACCACCCAGGGGGCACAGGGGGCUCAGGGCUGUACCAUGGUGCACCAGCAGAGCUGGGUGGAUGCAGGUUCCCUGCGGCUACACACGCUAUUUCUGGAUAUGCUGAAGAGCUGCUUAGGGCUGGAUUUGCAGGCGAGAACGGGGGCGUAUCAGCUGUCCAUGCUCUGGAAGGGGCUCAGGAACAGAAAAGGGGCAGGAGAUUGGGAGGGGACGGGUUUUAUAUAGAGAUCCACGGGAAAACCCGUGUCUCCAAACACAGUAACCUAACACCAGGUAGUAGCACCAGUUCCUGCCCGUGGAUCCAGGACAACAAAUUUCCCCACCCGCAGGCAGGGGAGCCUGCUGUUCUCACACUCCUGCCUGAAAAGCACCAGCAGAACCCACAAAAAGGCACCCUGCCCAUGCCAAGCUCCCGAACCCCCUCUCUGCCAGCGGGUGCCUCCCACAACCUUUCCCAAGGCUGCCGGAGAGCCCUUCAGCCCACAGGUGCUGUCGCUCCCUCGGGACCCCCGGCCAAGGCGGGGGCUGGCAGCACGGCCGGGACAGGGGCCAGUGGUAAAAUUAGAACGCGUGUCCCUGCCAGCCCCUUCUGCGAGCUGCAGGGACCAGCUGAGCCCGUCUAACCCGCACUGUAACCCUUCAUGUCCCCCGUUUGGUGGGCUGGGACAGUUACUAGAAAGCCAGGGAUUUGCAGGGCUUUCCUUUUUGAUCAGCCGUGUCCAGCUACCCCAGACAGCCGGGCUCACGGGCUGAUGGGGCAGAGAGGUGGGGUUUUUUGGAUCCUUUGGGACAGUCGUGAUUGAAGCCUGCAAUUCUCCUGUCUGCUAUCCCUCUCCACGACAAACAGUCCUGCAGAAACCGGUCCUCCCCGCUUCAAAGGUUCGUGCUCCCUUUCCAGCCUCUUCUCCCCACCGCUGCCCUCCUCCUGCAGCAGUUAUUAUUAUUUAUGCUCCUAAGCAUCCUUUGAGUUCUGCCGGGGGACAGGAUCCAAAGAGAAAGCCUUUUAAGGAUUUGUGCCAGCGCCGAGAAGCGAAUCCCCCCCAGCGAACAGUGGUGCUGGGGGAUUUGAGUGUAGACAAGUGCUUAAAGCUGAAAAGGGCAGAGAGAGGGGAGGGAGCCGGGGGCACGCUCUGAAACCAGACCCCCCCGCCCGAAACGCAGCUCCUUCCUCUGCUUUAGGAAACGGAUCCCUCCUGCGAUUUCCUUUCAAAGGUGACUUGUAACCUCUUCAUUAGGGUCGGCUUUGGCAGAGCCCCGAUGGUGCAGCUGGCAGGGCCGGGGCUGCGCUGGGCGGGAGCGCGCUCGCCUUGCCAAGGCUGGGCAGCACUCGCGGCUGCUGGGCGCAGCGGCGGCAGCACCGGCGCCCCGGCCAUGCGCUGAUGGGUACCAUGGACUUUAAGACAGAUGCCAGUGCAGUCACCAUCAAUCUGCUGCUUAUCGUGCGCCCCGAGGAGGCAGCGAGCAAGGAGAAGGGGCAGCGAGAGGGGCAGACGGAAGGCGGCCGAGGCGCAGGUUUGGAAGGUGAUGGCAAUGGAAACAGCAGAUCACAGGCACCUCAGGGCACAGAGCUGAAUGGCCAGUGCAGCCCCACAGAUCCCCGUGAGCAGAUACCAUCCAUCACUUCGGGCCCUGACAAAGGAACCCAAGUGACAGUGGAGAUUCACCACGAGGAUACCAGCCCCCAACUCAUCAAGAGACUGUCCUUGGGAAAAGGUUCCCAGAGGCUGAGAGGACACGACAACAAAGGUUUCCAGAAGACUGAGGCCCCGCGGCCCCCGGGAGCAAAGGACCUCCACGUAUAUCCAUGGGACAAAUCCUCUUUGAAAUCCAUGCCAGUAGAUUUGGAGCAAUUUAAGAAGCUGGAUGACUACGCAUUAAAAGUGAAUGUCAAGAACAGCGUGGAGGAGCUGGUCAAAGCCCUGCUGAAACAAGCCCGGACUGACCUGGAAAAGGUCCGAGCCAUAUGGAUGUGGAUAUGCCAUCACAUAGAAUACGACGUCGUGGGCUACCACAACAAAAGCCAGCUGUCGAGCAAGCCCAGAGAUGUGCUUCAGAUGGGCAAGAGCAUUUGUGAGGGCUAUGCCGAGCUCUUUGAACAUAUGUGCAGUCUUGCAGGGAUUCAGUGCAAGAAGCUCUCAGGACAUGCCAAGGGACACGGGUACAAGACAGGGCAGACCUUCACAGGGGACUCUGACCAUGCCUGGAAUGCUGUCUACCUUGAGGGAAGGUGGCACUUACUGGACAGCACCUGGGGGAGUGGUUCUGUGGAUGAUUCCUUCACCAAGUUCACCUACAGGUACAAUGAGUUUUACUUUCUGACUCACCCGGCCCUGUUCAUUAACAAUCACUUCCCAGAUAACAGUAACUGGCAGCUUCUUAAGCCCACGCUGACGCUGAAGGAGUUUGAGAACAACAUGCUGCACAACAGCAACUUCUACAUGCUGGGGCUGCUGGCCACACACCCAGAGACUCCCAUCAUCCAAACAGUAAAUGGAAAAGCCUCUGUAUCCGUGGACUGCCGUUCCAGCAUGUUAUUCAUGUUUAAGCUGAAGGGAGCAGAAGAACAGGGUUUGAUGACUUUGGAAAAACACGGAAUGAAGCUGGAUAUCUACCCACAAAAGACAGGGAGCCACAAGCUGGAGAUCUUUGCCAAGCCCUCCAAGGCUGAGGCUUCGGACGACGUCUACAAGUGCGUGGUGGAGUACGUGGUGGAGUGCGAGUCGGUGGACAAGGCCAUGCGCUUCCCCAAGGAGCUGCACCAGCCCGUGGGGCCCAGCUGGUUCUCAGAGCGCCAGGGCUUCCUGCGGCCCUCGCAGCGCCAGCCCGUGCUGCACACCAACGACGGCCGCUGCUCCUUCACCUUCACCCUGGGCAAGGACAUCAGCGUGCUGACCUCGCUGCACGGGGACAGCAGCAGCCUGGCCGAGGACAUGGGCCGGCGGCACGUGCUGCAGAUCCAGCGCAGGAACCAGAUCGAGCUGAAGGUGCAUCUCCCGCACGCGGGGAGCUUCGUCCUCAAAAUCUACUCCAGGAAGAAGUCGGACCCUGGUAAUUACGACUACAUCUUCAACUACCUCAUCAGGUGCCUGAACACGGAGGUGAAGUGGCCGGCCUUCCCCAAGAGCUACAGCAAGUGGCUGCAAGACUACGAGAUCCUGGAGCCGCUCUCGGGGCUGCUGCCGGCCAACCGCAACGUCCAGUUCAGACUCAAAAUGCACGGCAUUGCCAAGGUGCUGGUCCAGGCUGAGAACACCUACCCCCUCACCCAGAACAAGGGUGUCUGGGAGGGAACCUGCAGCACCUCGGGCUGCAGAGAGCUGUUUGUGAUGGUGCACGAGAACGCCAACCACAGCUUCUACUCACAGGUCCUCAAAUACGAAGUUGAGACCCAAUAACACCCACUCCUUGUUCUUUCACUCACCUGCAUGAAACCAACCUCCCCAACGUGCCCCAAACCAGCACAGCUUUAGGAGAUCGCUCAUUCUCUCAACCAAAUCUGUUCUUUCAACAAAUGCAGGACAACACUUGCAGGCUUUUGCCAGACUAUGGGCUCAAAAAUGGUCAAGGAAGCAGAAAAUCCUGUUAAAAAAAGGAGCAGCAGUGGAAGACAAGAGAUAAAACCCUCGCCUCCAUUUAAGUAACACUGUCCAGACAAAUAUUUGGAAGAAAACAACUGACUGUCUGCAGGGCAUUCUGUGCCAGCAUGGAUUGCUGGUUUCCAAGUCACGGACCAUAAGAAAAGUCUUACGAGGGCUGCUCCAAGAAUUCACCUAGUUAUGGGGCAGGAUGAAGAAAGUGCACCCUGGUUUUGAGCAACACUGGACAUGAGGAACUUCAGGAUAUUUAAAUCAAACUGUAAUAUACAUCUGAGGAGAGAGAAAAGUUAGGAAGAAGAUGCAACAUGAAGUUUCCUUGUGCACUUCACUGUCUUACAGAUAUCAAUACCAGAAAAAUACUUUUUACACUGACUCUUAAAUACAAUAAACACAAUCAUUUUUACCUUUUUAUAUUAGAGUACUGUAGACACUUUUUCUGCUGUAAUUAUGUCUGAAGCAUAUGAAGUCUUUCCAUAACCAAAAUGACAGUAAAAAUGAGAAUAAAGUUCUCAGAAAUGACUCCUUCCUCCAACCUGCCUAUGCAAUACCGCAGCUCUGACCUGACGAGGUUACGUGGGACAGCAGGCUGAGUGACAUUAUUAUCAUGUAACAAACCAUUUGGUGCUGUACUCUUGGAAAAUGCCUCCAUGCACAAGGCAAAGGGGGCCUUCUACUGAAUCCCACCACAACUGCACAUCCUGAGAUGGAGCAACAUUUUCAUAACUGAUUCAGAUGCCUGUGAGCAUUAGCAUGACCCAAGAGGUAUUAUGUUUGAGCUUGAAAUGAAAAUAAACCUGUUAUGUUUUUGCACUCUG
Messenger RNA from Oenanthe melanoleuca, 5992 nucleotides. RefSeq names its product kyphoscoliosis peptidase (gene KY). The transcript has 12 exons. NCBI's taxonomy places the organism in Eukaryota, Metazoa, Chordata, Aves, Passeriformes, Muscicapidae. The record is from RefSeq and is a predicted model, not a curated record. Bases 2961 to 4976 code for a protein of 671 amino acids.